AUGCAGAUGGAAGCUACAGAUGCAACUCACCCCAAGGAGAAGAAGGACAAGGAACACGCCAGAGAGGCCAAACCGGCGAAGGAAAAGAAGGACAAGAAGGAGAAGAAAGAAAAGAGCAAGGAGGGCAAGGAAAAGAAAGAGAAGGUCGGAGAGGUAACUGACACGGCCAAGCUGAGGGCAAAGCUAGAGAAGAUCGAUGUGAAAAUCGACGACCUGAAGGCGAAGAAGCAGGAGAUUGUGGCUCGACUCCUCGAGCUCGAGGGUAAGGCAGCAGAGGCUGCAGCACCAGCGAGCGGCUGA
Triticum turgidum subsp. durum (durum wheat) is the source of this 300-nucleotide messenger RNA. The record is from the annotation of a GenBank genome assembly. NCBI's taxonomy places the organism in Eukaryota, Viridiplantae, Streptophyta, Magnoliopsida, Poales, Poaceae.